ACAUUUCAUCAAGAUUUUUAUUAACCACUAGUGGAAUAGUCCGGGUCAGGGGUCGUGCUGUGGGUGAUAUUUCCGUGGCAGAAAAUGUCCCAAAUCUGAGAGGUUUCGAGAUGUUUUUUGGCCAAUAAUUCAGCCUUGAUUGGUAAACAGUCGACACCAUGAGUUGGAAUCCGUUCAACCGUCUGUCUGCUUCACCAAAGAGAACGGUCAUCUCUAAGACAGUGGAGAAGGACUUUGAGCGGGAAUGUACAAAGCUGGCACAGCUGGAUGAAUCCACUAAGAAAUUGUACAAAGAUAUGAGGAAAUGUACGGAAGCAGUCACAGCGCUGUCGAAGUGUGAAGUAAAGCUGGGACAGGAUCUGGUGUCCACGUGUCAAGGAGAAGAUAUGUUGAGGAAUGAGGCAGAGGCAGUGGGCGCCACCACUGCUAAGCUGGAAGGGUUUUCUCAGGAACUGAACACAAGUAGUCAAAAAGCUGUUAUUGAACCUAUGAAAAGGUUUACCAACAUCUUCCCCCAGGCCAACAGUGCCAUCAGGAAAAGGGAACAGAGUCUUCAGGAGUACAGUCGACAGCAGCUGAAGGUAGAGAAGCUUCAGGAAAAGGAGAGGACGGGACCAAACAUUGUCAAGCUGGAGCAGGGUAAGAAGGCCCUGUCAGCAGCCAAGGAGGACUUUGAGGUGCAGAACUCUUCACUAAUGGAGGAGAUGCCUCAGUUCUAUGAUGGGAGGAUAGACUACUUCCAACCCUGCUUUGAGGCACUGCUUAAAUCUCAGGUUGCGUACCACAGUAACGUGUACAAGGUGCUGUGUGAGCUGGCGUCCGACCUUGGGGCUGACACCGACCCCCCUCCCGACCACCAGUACAACGCUGACCUCCAGAAACAGCUGUCAGACAUGAAGGCACUCAGUAUAGUCUUAGAGGAUUAGACUGAGAAAAUCAUGACCCAAAAAUUCCUUCCUGUUUCAAAGUAAUGGAAUAGUCCAAAAGUUGGAUUGCAUUAGAACUGCAAGAAACAAAGGGGGAUACAUCCUGGUCUUGUACCUGAUUGUGCUCCCCUCUCCUUUAGUUCAGUGCUGAAAUUAAUUAUGUAACAUUAUUAAACAGACAUCUUAGAGCAAAGACGGACAUUUUAGGAAAAUGGGAGGGGGUAAACGCUCCAGGUUCAUUUUUUGUCAAUUGUCAGUUAAGCCUACUGACAUUUACCCUUUCAAAGAUGUACAAAAUGUAUCUAGAAAUUGUAAUGUUUUGUAUACAUCCAAAGUACAUCAGGUUUGGACUACUAUGUAUAAGUUCUUAUAAAUUCAUUAUAGGCCUCCACAUCUGUCCAAAGAAAAUAUGGUAAAUGAUGAAAGUAUAAUUAAAGCUAUUAGAAUUUUGUCCCUUUAUUACUGAUUAUAUUCAAAUAAUUGCACUUUGCAGUCGAUUAUCAAAUGGUAUUCAACAGAUACUGUAUGACUAUACUUAACAUUGAUCAUCAUGUUUGCAUCAUAUUACAUGUAUGAAACAUUAACAUUGUAUUCUUUGACAAUCGUUAGAAGGAAAAAUGUAAUCUUCUGUCAUAUUUUUGACUAUAUCAUAUGUAUCAGAAUGGAAGAAAA
Molecule: messenger RNA, 1598 nt
Organism: Branchiostoma floridae (Florida lancelet)
Lineage: Eukaryota; Metazoa; Chordata; Leptocardii; Amphioxiformes; Branchiostomatidae
Product: bridging integrator 3-like
Exons: 10
Coding region: 159-926 (255 amino acids)
Biological process (GO): plasma membrane tubulation; endocytosis; actin cortical patch localization
Cellular component (GO): cytoplasm; actin cortical patch
Molecular function (GO): lipid binding; protein binding
Source: RefSeq, a predicted model, not a curated record